Messenger RNA from Seriola aureovittata, 861 nucleotides. RefSeq lists its product as uncharacterized. Lineage: Eukaryota; Metazoa; Chordata; Actinopteri; Carangiformes; Carangidae. The transcript has 2 exons. The record is from RefSeq and is a predicted model, not a curated record. Gene Ontology annotation, molecular function: nucleic acid binding. The coding region runs from base 4 to 861 and encodes 285 amino acids.
AAUAUGGUGAUUGCCAAUAACGCAAUAACACUACGCGAAAUACAGCAGCGUAUAAUUGAUAAUGACACCAUCUUCCAAAAUAUACGCAGUGUGAGCAUGUCAGUACUAAGUCGUGUACUUGCCCGCAACAGAAUAAGGAUGAAACAAAUUUACAGAGUUCCUUUCGAAAGAAAUAGUGAACGUGUGAAGCAACUGCGAUAUGAGUAUGUGCAGAGAGUAAUGGAGCUGGAGGCAGAUGCCAUGGGACACGAGCUGCUCUUUGUCGAUGAGGCAGGUUUUAACCUCAGUAAAACAAGGAGGCGUGGUAGGAACAUUAUUGGACACCGUGCAAUAAUCAAUGUCCCAGGACAACGUGGUGGUAACAUCACCAUGUGUGCAGCUAUCAGCCAAAAUGGUGUUGUUCACCAUCAUGCAACCAUUGGCCCAUAUAACUCUGCACACAUGAUUGCAUUCCUGGACACCUUACACGACAUUCUCACUGUUCAGAGACCAGAGCAGACCCGAUAUGUUAUCAUAUGGGACAAUGUUAGUUUCCAUAGGGCUGCUUUGGUCCGCAACUGGUUUACCGAUCACCCACUCUUCAUGGCACUCAACCUCCCCCCAUACUCUCCAUUCUUAAAUCCGAUUGAAGAGUUCUUUUCUGCCUGGCGCUGGAAAGUCCACGACCGCCAUCCCCAUCAACACACAGCCCUUUUACAGGCAAUGGAGGAGGCAUGUGGAGAUAUUGAGCAGGCAUCAUGUCAGGCCUGGAUACGGCAUGCAAGGAGGUAUUUUCCCCGGUGCCUUGGACUGGAGGACAUCGCAUGCGAUGUAGAUGAGAUUUUGUGGCCGGACCCAGAGAGACGGCAUGAUGUAGGCUGA